UGAUCCGUCUGCCAACAGCAUUCAAUACAAAAACAUACGCACUCUGACUGCAUGGUCUCGUCUCAAUCUUUAUAAACCUGCACUGCCUACAUUGACCUGGCCAACAGACUACCAGUAUCUUGGGGGUAUUAUUUACCUCUGUAUUUGUGAGAAACUUCAUUUUGCUUCGUAUGAAAUGAUAUUUCAACCAUGGAGAGGUUGAUUUGUAUUCUCUGCCUUGUAGCGGCUUGUAUAUCGAGUCUUUUCGCUCAAGAUUUACCACCGUUUACAGACAAGAAUUGCCGAACCGAUGCUUACCCACCAUCCCCCAGUGAUGCAGCUCCUCAAUACGUCUUCAAUAUGGACUUGGAUCCAGAAGAUAGAUGGACAGAGUUGGUCCAGCCUAAAUCAGCAAAUAUCAGUUUUCUAAUAGAAGACAUCAAAGGGCUUGUUGGGCUCCUACUAGGCAAGAAACUCACUUCUGAGGUCAUUGAUGAUUUAUUUGGUCCCGUUGUGUCUUCUCUACGUGAGCCGUAUGACCGUGAACUUCAGGGCAUUGCGGAUGCGACUGGGAUUCCCAUUGGUGAAAUAGUACUGAUGAACAUCUUCUAUGAGAUAGAAUCCUUCUGCACUGCUGUAAUAGCACAGACUAAAAGUGGUGACAUCUAUCACGCACGGAAUAUGGACUUUGGAACCUUCCUAGGGUGGGAUGUAAAGACGAAUGAAUGGAUAAUCUCUGAGAGGCUCAAACCUUUGGUUACCAAUGUGGAGUAUCAGAAAGGUGGGAAGGUGAUCGCUCGAGCUGUUCACUUCGCUGGUUAUGUUGGAAUUCUGACUGGAUUAAAACCGGGAGUGGUUAGUCUUAACAUCAACGCUCGUCAUAAGCUGAAGGAUAGCGGUGUACUUGGUUUUAUUGAGUGGAUCCUUGGUGAUCGCAAGCCAUACUGGACCGGAUUUGCACUAAGAGAUGCUAUCCUCAUGGCAAAAGAUUUCAACAGUACCGUAGAGUACCUAUCUACUGUAGAUACCAUGGUGCCAUCCUAUCUUACUGUUGGCGGCAUGAACCCAGGAGAGGGCGUGGUCAUCACUAAAGCCCAAGGAAAUAAAUCGGAUGCCAUCAGGAGGAUAAACGUUGAUCAAGGAAACUGGUUUUUGGUGCAGACUAACUAUGACAGCUGGAAGAAUGCACCAUGGUAUGAUGACAGAAGAGAUCCAGCCAUCAAAUGCAUGAAAAACAUGACACAGCCGAAUGUUAGUUCAAAGAGCUUCUUCAAUGUUUUGUCAACUAAGCCAGUCUUGAAUAUGCUGACCACAUUCACUGCUUUAAUGCAUGUAAGAGAAGGAACUCUGGAAGCCUAUAUUCGCCAUUGUCCACAACCUUGUUUCCCAUGGUAACCAUCCAAACCACGCCCACGACUCAGCCCAGGAAUCGAAAGUUUUACAUCUGCGAUAAACCUCCAAUGUUUUGUCAUGUCUCGUUGAAUAGCUGAAAAGAAUCAUUAUUUCAUUUCAUAAUGAUAGUUAUUGGUGAUUUUUAAAUGGUUAAAAGUAUUGUGAGACAUGACCCUACAUUAUUUUGUUGAAAAGUAGACAAAAUCUUAAAACCGAAGUUGACCGUAAUGCCAAAUAAUGUAGUAAACAUAAUACAAUUUAGAACCUUGAAAAGUAGGCACGUAACUGUCCUGAAUAAUUUGAAUUGUCAAAUCGGGUAGUUUUUUUUUCUAAAAUGUUAUUCCAAACAAAAGUCUCUAUUCAAUCUGCAAUUUGAAAAUCGUAAUUUAAUAAUAGUUUUUCUGUCAUAUUUGGAUUCUAAAUUAUAUGAUAAAUAUUUUCGCCACUAAUAGUCCAUUACGUAAAGAGGAGGGGAGAAAGAAUGAGUGAAGUGAAGAGUGGUAGCAAAGAGAGGAGGAAGGGAAAGGGAAAGGGUGAGAUAAUGAAUAAGAGCUUAGAUAACUAAAUAUAGAGAAAGUGAAUUAUUGUGCAAUAACGGGGGCAAAGAUGAAGUUGGCUGUUCUUUCGAUAUUUUUGUAUGAUUUUAUAUGAUUUUUCUUAUAGCUGGAAUUCUUUGUUGCCAGAGAACUGGAAAAUAAAAUCAUGUAUUUCAAAUA
Lytechinus variegatus (green sea urchin) is the source of this 2087-nucleotide messenger RNA. RefSeq names its product acid ceramidase-like. Gene Ontology annotation, biological process: fatty acid metabolic process. The record is from RefSeq and is a predicted model, not a curated record. Lineage: Eukaryota; Metazoa; Echinodermata; Echinoidea; Temnopleuroida; Toxopneustidae. Gene Ontology annotation, cellular component: lysosome. Bases 190 to 1374 code for a protein of 394 amino acids. Gene Ontology annotation, molecular function: fatty acid amide hydrolase activity; N-acylsphingosine amidohydrolase activity. The transcript is spliced from 12 exons.